AUCGCCUCGAUGCCGUGGAAGGAAACAACCCCCCGGUGUUGCGGUGCCGUGCUUUACACCGACCUCAUCCAUAGCUCCCUUUCCACUCUUUGCCCUUCGUGUCGGCAUCUCAAGAUAUUUCUGGCUGCUUUCAGUUGACUUCAUUGUUCCUUUGACACAAUGGCUGCAAAUGUCUCUCAAUUUGGCUUUACCCCCCUACGGGACUUUGGUCCGGUACCUCAUUUGCCAGCUGCUUCAUCAAUCAGCCCUCGACCUCGACCGGCGUACGGCUACCUGCAGCAUACCCAUGCCGAUCCUGCCACACAGACUUACACCGGCGCCUUAGGGCCUUGGAAAACUGCAACAGAAGGAGCAAAACCAUGCAAAGCGCACAUCGGAAUGUCAAAAAUGCAAAAGGCGGUGUUGUUGGAUGCAGCCGUCUAAGCCGCGUUGGACGUAUCCCAGCUUUCUCCGCCUUAUAUCGCUGUUCACCCCUGACAGUGCGACGCUCUGCAGAACCAACCGGGACCAACCGUAACUCCGUAUUGGGGCCAAGGAUAUGCUCGCUCUCGCGGGAGUUGGAGCACAACAGUUGCUUUGACUCUUCCACUAUGUCUUGCUGUCUCAUGAAGCGACCCCUCCCGCGCGGCUUAUGCCUAGCAAGGCGGUGUCGAGAGAACCAGCUAUCGGGCACGCAUCAAGCAGCAUGCCGUUCUCGCUUACUACCAUACCUAUCCGUGCUUCACUUUAGCUGGACCAUGCUAACGAUAAUGAGUGUAAAUGAGAAAGUUGUCGAUUUAGCAUGGUAUGGCCUCCCAUCUUUCCAACACAAUGCUGGUCCUAUGCAUUUUAUGACAAUAAGAGUAUUUUUACAACCUCGAAUGGCCUGGGGAGCUUUCCAAAAUAGAAAUCACAGCGAAACCGUACCGCCCUAAUCACACGACCAUACCAGACUUACAUUGCCAGCGCUCCCCCUUGGCCGAGUAGUUCCCUGUUGUACUACCCAUCCUGUAUAUCAAUCGUUACUACUCGAAGCGCUCGCAAAUGGUCAUCUGACCUGCUUGUGCUCUCUUUGGCGUUUCCCCGAGGCCCGACUGACGCGGCAUGCCCGGCGCGGGAUACCGGAUCGACAGGCUCUUUGACGGAUAUUCCCAUGGUCAGCGACGAUAAUUAUCGUGACAGUCGGAUGCUUCGUUUUCCAGACCCGAGGGAGGCGCUGCGUAGAGAAUGGGGACAACUAGUUUCCUCCUUUUGUUUUCUCUUCUCUUCUCGUUACAUCGCACGACUGCAUCUUCCCGGCAUGAUCAACAUGCAGGCCCAUGCCCCCCUCGUUCUAUUUGGACGUCUGAUAGAUGUGAAGAUGACUCGUAGGCAUAGUACGC
Colletotrichum navitas is the source of this 1361-nucleotide messenger RNA. RefSeq lists its product as uncharacterized. The transcript has 3 exons. The record is from RefSeq and is a predicted model, not a curated record. NCBI's taxonomy places the organism in Eukaryota, Fungi, Ascomycota, Sordariomycetes, Glomerellales, Glomerellaceae. The coding region runs from base 360 to 914 and encodes 184 amino acids.